GUCACCUCCGAAAGCGUCGCAGUCCUUCAGAAAACUCGACCAAACAAAUUGAUUUUUCUCCCAAAUAUAAAAAAUAAUAAUAACGUACACCAGUAGGCGUUUUACACGGCAAACGACAAACAGCAAAGCGUUUUUUCUUAAAGUGAUCGAUCAGUCAAGAUGACAACUUCACAAGUUGACCAGAAGCGUGCCCAAAUUAAGCUAAAACAUGAUUUGGAACCAUUUCGCAAUGCCAUUGUUGGUGCUUAUGGCGUUCUCACCUGGGAAAAGCAAUACUAUGCCGGCAUUGUCUUUGGUGCCAUCAGUUUCUUGUAUCUGUUGCUGUGGUACCUAGACUUGUCAUUCAUAACGCUCUUCUCACUGCUAACAUUGCUAGCAUUUUUCAUGGACUUUGUGCUGCCAAUGGUGUCGCGUCUAGUUUGCAGCGGUGGCAAAUGGGAUGGCGAACAAGAGGCAAAGUUCGAGGAAGUUUGUGGCCAGUUGUAUAAUAUUAAAUCGCGGAUCGGGGAGUGGUACGAUUAUCUAUUCAAGGAGCGCAAGCCGACAUUGGUUGUCAUAGUCAUUAGCUUGGGAUUGUUAAUUUUGGCCUGGAUUGGUGCUAUCAUCAACAAUCUGUUGCUCAUGUAUUGCGCCACUGUAUUGGUUGCCUUGUGGCCCGGCCUGAAUGAAAAGGACGUGUUCAAGUCCAUGAUACAGAAGGCUUCCAAAAUAGUCAAUGAUAAAAUCCAAUAUGGCAAGAAAAAGCUGCAGUAAAUUUAUGGCAUUAUACCUUACGCAUUUUUAAAUAUGUAAUACAACCACAAAACCACGCAUUCACCACAUUUGACCAAAAAAAAAAGAAAGAAA
Messenger RNA from Drosophila albomicans, 846 nucleotides. RefSeq names its product ADP-ribosylation factor-like protein 6-interacting protein 1 (gene Arl6IP1). The transcript is spliced from 3 exons. NCBI's taxonomy places the organism in Eukaryota, Metazoa, Arthropoda, Insecta, Diptera, Drosophilidae. Bases 160 to 753 code for a protein of 197 amino acids. The record is from RefSeq and is a predicted model, not a curated record.